Darwinula stevensoni is the source of this 432-nucleotide messenger RNA. Lineage: Eukaryota; Metazoa; Arthropoda; Ostracoda; Podocopida; Darwinulidae. The record is from the annotation of a GenBank genome assembly.
AUGUCACACGUUUAUGGCAUAACGCUUUCUGGCAAAUGCCUGGAAUGCAUUCGCAAGAUUGAAAACGGAACCGUCGGAGAGUGUACAAAAGAUGCCAACGGCACAGUCCUCAGUUGCGGACCCUUUCGUAUCGGUGAGGAGUACUGGAAGAUCUGCAGCAACGGAGGAAAGAACAAUGAUACAGUUACCUGUUCCAUGACCAUCACAAAAUCUGUUCCCUUAGAUAAGGAUUGGCAGACCUGCGCCAAACAACUGGCCUGCUCGGAAACAUGCGUGAGGAAUUACAUGUCCCUCCAGGAUACGGUGCCCACCGGAGGCAAUCGGUUCGUGACCUGCCCGAACAUCGCAUGCCUCCACCGCGAGGGCCCUAAGAGAUGCUCGGACGAGAAAGUCAGCAAGGACUUCUUGCAAAAGCACAGCAACGUGUGCUAG